AUGGCGGUGUUGAGGUUCUCCGACGAAGCUGUGGCUGCCGCCGUGCCCAUCCUGGUGUACUGGACCUACUCCGGCGUGCACACGGCGCUUGGCCAUGGACGCGUCAUGGCCAAGUACAGGCUCAACACCAAGGCUGAGGAGGACAGCAAGAACACGGUGUCCAAGCGUGCCGUGCUCGGGAACGUCCUCAUGCAGCACCUCAUGCAGCUCGUCGCCGUCACCGUGCUCACCCCGGUUAUAGCGGGAAGAGGAGCAGGGGGAGCGGCCACGGGCGACUCGCCGGCGACCGCGUCGUCGUACCUGACAGCGGCGCGUCAGAUCGCGGUGACCGUGGUGCUGUACGACGUGUACCGCUACGCGUGGCACCGCCUGGCGCACCGCAGCCGGUUCCUGUACCGGCACCUCCACUCGUGGCACCACCGCCUGGUGGUGCCCUACGCGUUCGGCGCCAAGUACGGGCACCCGGUGGAGGCCCUCAUCGCCGACACGGCCGGCGCGUCGCUGGCCAUCCUCGCCUCCGGCAUGUCGUCGUCGCCGCGCGCCACGGCCGUCUUCCUCUCGCUGUGCAACAUCAAGGGCAUCGACAACCACUGCGGGCUGUGCCUCCUGCCGCGCCGCCUGCAGUCGCUCUGGAACGGCGCCGCGUACCACGGCGUGCACCACCUGCCGCGCGGCGUCAGGUACAACUUCUCCGACCUCUUCUUUGUCACGUGGGACAAGGCGUUCGGGACGUACCUGCACUACACCGUCGAGGAGAGACCCGGCGGCGAAGGGCUGGUGAUCCAGCCGGUGCGGCCCAAGGCGUCCAAGGCCUCCGCCGUUGUCACGCCAGUUGACUGA
Messenger RNA from Aegilops tauschii subsp. strangulata, 840 nucleotides. RefSeq names its product sphinganine C4-monooxygenase 1-like. Gene Ontology annotation, molecular function: iron ion binding; oxidoreductase activity. Gene Ontology annotation, biological process: lipid biosynthetic process. The record is from RefSeq and is a predicted model, not a curated record. Lineage: Eukaryota; Viridiplantae; Streptophyta; Magnoliopsida; Poales; Poaceae.